This is a messenger RNA of Leptidea sinapis, 5403 nucleotides long. RefSeq names its product tetratricopeptide repeat protein 5-like. The record is from RefSeq and is a predicted model, not a curated record. Bases 170 to 1525 code for a protein of 451 amino acids. Lineage: Eukaryota; Metazoa; Arthropoda; Insecta; Lepidoptera; Pieridae. Gene Ontology annotation, molecular function: protein binding. The transcript has 8 exons.
UACAAUAAUAAAGUAGAGAUUUGAAAAUUGAGUCUUGAUAUAAUAUUAUUAGAAAUAAAAAAAUACACUAGUACAAUAGUACUGAAUGUGGUUUAUAUAAAUCAGCUGUUUACAGAGUACGGAAAUUGGAAACAAUAACUCAGUUCAUCGUUGAUUAGUGAAAGAAAUUAUGGCUGCCGGAAUGGAAGACGCAGAUGGUCUUUUAGAGAAUGCUGAUGCAUUUAUCGAUAAUUUAGCCAAAGAGCUUCAAGAAUUAUAUUCGUAUAGAGAUUUGUUUUUUGAAAAUCAUCCAAUAGAAAUGGCACGGAAGAAAUAUGAAUGUGUUGAACAGAAAAAAGGAGAAUUAGCUGAAAAGUUUGAAAAUGUUGAUGUUGACAAACAGAUCCCAUUCGCACAAAGAGCCAGAUUCCAAUAUUUAAAAGGCAGAUGUUAUAAUGUGAGCAUCAAGUAUGACGCAAGGGCAACCCAUUGCUUGAGUAAAGCUGUUAAGCUAAACCCUCACAUGGUUGAAGCAUGGAAUGAGCUGGGGGAGUGCUAUUGGAAGAAUAUCAAUAUCAAGGAAGCCAGGGCUUGCUUCGAGGGCGCUUUGAAACAGGAUAGAAAUAAAGUUACCCUCAGAUGUCUAUCGAUAAUUCUCCGGCAAGAAGCAAGUGAGAGGAAGGACAGUGAAUCCUCACAAAUGAUACUCAAAAGUCUGGAAUAUGCCAAAGAAGCGGUCUCAAAGGAUAUUAAAGACGGUGAAUCCUGGAUCAUUCUGGGGAACUCAUAUCUGUGUCAGUACUUCACAUUAUCUCAAGACCCGGCCAUACUGAAGCAUUGCAUGAGCGCGUACGGACAGGCCUAUCUUGAUCCGAUUGCUAAAGGACAGCCGGACUUGUAUUACAACAAGGCUAUGACGCUGAAAUACGAAGAAAACUACAGCGGGGCACUGGAAACCUUCAAACGGGCGUGUGACCUGGAUCCUAUGUGGAUGCCGCCGGACAGAGAGAUGAUCAAAAUCAAACGGUACCUGGACGCUGCGGUCGAUCUCAUUAAGACACGAGGCAAGAUAAAGAACAAACGGCUGGCGAAUAUGCUUCAGGCGGUAGAUCAGAAGAUGUUGGGUGAAUACGCCGCUGGGGCGUUCGUGACGUUGGGUGGACGCCGUGACGUCACACUACAGCACGUGCGCCUCGACGCGCUCACUGAGGGCGAGAAUGAGAACAAGGUCAUCUUGGGACGGGUAGUAGGAUCCGUUCGCAGCGAGAACUCGGUGCCGUUCACAUUUGGUAUGACAGACGAGAGUAUGCAAUGCAUCAUAGUGACUGUAUACAAUCUGGCAGCCGGCCGGGGCACACUUGUCGGUGAUUGGGUUGCCAUACCAGAGCCUGUACUCACCACGCACAGUAUUGACACACCGGAAAAGAAAUACGAGUUCAAGUCGGUACGAGUGAACAACCCGACGGUGUUGUUCGUGAACGGACGUAGAGUGGAUCACACUCAGGUUGCGGGCACGCAGGUUAGCAGCACGUACGAAAUGCAGUGACGUCACGCCUCCGACAUAAUUAAGACCGGAUUUGUGGUUAAGAUGACUGGGGAUCGCUGGGAAACUACGAAAUAGAAAUCCGAUCUUGUUAUAUGUGUUUUGAGGGGAUAGAUAUAUUUAUGUCCUAUAAUAGUUAUUUAUGCAACUGUUGCGUAAUAAUGUAUAUUAAAACACGAAUGUGGGUUUAUCUUUGAUAAUAGAAUCCACAGGAGUGUUUUAAUACCUAAUUAUCAACAGUUGCAUGCAAGACUUUAUCUACACCCAUAAUAUGAAUCCUCUAUAAAAGAUUCUGAAACAGUUAACAUUAAAAAAGGCAGUCCUAGUAACCAUUACAUCAUCCAAAUGAGUGUUGUAAUGAAAACGGAUGAUAUAAUGUUGGACUGAAUUUCAUUACAACACUCGUUUGGAUGAUGUAACGGUUAUUAGGACAUUGGGUGUUUUAAUGUUGGCAAUAAAGCUAACUGUUUUAGAAUCUUUAAUGGAGAGAGUGGACAAUGAGACGGUGUUGUUAGUGAACUGACACGUGCCGUACGCAAAUGCGCGUACUUACUUGAAACGGUCACGUCACCAUAAUUGUUAACUAUAAGAGUUAUUUUUAUACUUUCAUAAAUUUAUAUUGGAAUCUAGACAGUUGUUAUUCGUUUCUCAUUUUUCGCAGUUAAAUUGUAUUUAUUGAAAAAAGCUUACUUAGUGCUUAAGUGUACUUAAGCUUACUGUAAAUUUCUGGAUUGGUACUUUUUAGAUUAGAUUACAGAUUUAGGUACCACACUGUCAGCUUACCAUGCUCAUAUUGCAUCUAUCUUGAGAUACGGUCUUAUAAUUUGGGGUAAUGGCGUAAACAUCCAAAAAGUAUUUAUUGCACAAAAAAAAUGUAUCCGUGCGAUUUGUGGGGUAGGUCCGUACGAAUCGUGUAGACCGCUGUUUAUUAAACUAAAAUUGUUAACCUUGCCGUGCCUAUACAUUUACGAAAUAAGCAUUUCUGUAAAGAGACAUAAAUAUCUUUUCACCACUGCCAAGGUAAUGUAUGACCGCGACCAACGUUAUCCAAAUAGACUUGUUUACAAAAUAGCACCCAGGACUACUUUGUUUACUAAAAAUUGUCAUGCCAUGUGUAUUCAAAUAUUUAAUAAACUUCCCGAUGCUAUUAAAAUGUUGAAUAUCGGUCCUUUUAAAACUCAAUUAUAUCAAUGGCUAAUUAGUUACAAUUUUUAUGCUGUAUCCGACUCUUUAAAUUUGUGAUUUUCUUUUUUAUAAUCUUGUGUUUAACUUUGACUACAUAAUAUGUAUAUGACAUGUAUAUUUUGUGUAGAUGCUAAUAUAAUGUAACAAUGAAAUAUUAUGUGCUGUAAUCUUAGAAUUUUAUUAUUAUAUACUGACAUGGAGGUAAUGUAAUUUGCAUGCCCUUUUUGGCUAAUGUGUUGAUUCGUAUAGAAUUAUUUUGUUAACUUGUAUACACACAUUAUGCAAAUAAAUAAUUAUUAUUACUAUUACUAACAACAUAUAUUAAUGAUAUAUUUAUUGUUUUCCGUAGUAUUGCCCAUCAGUUUCAAUUUGUUGUCUUUUUUUUGUUAGCCUAUCGGAUCCCACUGCUGGGCAAAGGCCUCCCCUACUUUACUCCAUUUGUCGCGGUCCUGUGCCAGGCAUUCGGAUCGUCACGCAAUCGUUUUCGGGUCUGCCGCGACGUCUUUGCCCGUCCUGAUGCACCUAAUGCGUGACUAUCUGUGCCUAUCGGUCUGUGUGCAUCCAACAUACAUGCCCAGCCCAGUUCCACUUUCGCCUGGCGGUUUUUCUCCCACAUCAGCAAUGCCCUAGCUAACUAAUAUUUAGUACUUAUCGGUAACAGCAGUCGUGCGACCUUUACGAAAACCGUCACAGAAUCGAUCACAAAUUUUAUGAACGAUGCGGUACUCGAACCCACAACGUCUCGCGUUCCGCGCGAGUGCUCCUCCAACAUAGCUAACCUUUCGAGUGACGUAUCGUCAUAAAAUCUUGUAUGCGUUGUUCAACUCUCAGGCUGUGGCUUCAUCUGCGAGAGGUCGUGGGUUCGAGUCAAAAUUUCAAGUUCAAGUUUUAUUUGUGUAUUAAUUCCAGAAGUGAGGGUUAUCACUUUAAAAACUUAACAAAUUAUCUGGUAACUAUCUUGUUGAUCAAGCCACAGUGAAAAUCAUAAAAAAAAAAUCAGUCGUUUCAUACCAUUGCCAUCGCACAAUAUAAUAAACAAUGCCACAGUAUAAAAAAAAUUACAAUUACACAAACUAAAAUGUAAUUUACACUCACAUUGUUUAAUUUUCAAAUAACGUAUUUUUAUUUUUUAAAUAUUUGUAAAUUUUCGGUCCAGAAUCAUUCAGUAUGAGCCACUUAAUACUGGUUUACUUAUUAGUGACUUAAUAUAAUAUUUGCGCUCAGAAAACUCAUACCCAAAUCUAUUCAAUAUCAACUAAAUGAAUUAUGUUUUAAAUUACCAAAUAUUUUUAUCUAUAUUUAAAAAAAAAUAUUGUGAUUUAUUAUGUGAAUAUAUUUUAACAAUUAAUAAAACUAAGUUGUAUUUUUUUUUGCAUUUAUAAAAACAGAUCAAAUUGUAUUUUUUGCGUACGCUCGGAUGUGGACCACACUUACCACUUUAUUUUUAUAUUUACAUAUAUUACAUAAAAAAAUUAUCCCACGGUAAUAAGGUAUAUAUAUAUAGACAUAUUUUAUACAUAGAGUCAUAUUAUAUGUUUUAAAUAAAAUUUAUUAGAGUUAGAUCUUGAUAAUAAUUUCUUUUUGUGCAUAAAUUUCAUAAAAAACUAAGAAACUUAAAUGUUUUAAAAGCAAUUGGUCCGACGUUCUUUGAAGCAAAACAAUUUUGACAAAUGUCAGUUUUCAACCAGGAUUGUUUAUUUGUUGUCAUGGCUUAAUAUGACGUCAUUGUACAUGUUUACCAAGCGCUCCAGAAUGUUUUGAGGUUUAUAUAUGAUACAACAAUUUGUUUUUAAAUACUUUGAAUACCCUACUUUUUCGGUGUUAUUUUUUAUAUGGCAAACUAUUAUGUAUAAUAACAAUAUGCAUAUUCCCUAUUGAUAAUAAGAUUAGAUAUUUAUUUAAUAUCUAGCCGAUUCCACCAGGGAAAAAAGGAAAUACGUUUAAUUAAAUUCAUCUUAUUACAAAUAUAAUAAAAUAAUAAGUAAUAAAUUUCGCAUUGAAUGGUGGUAGUUUCAUGUCGAUACGAUCAGUAGCUUAGGCGUGAACCUCAAACAAAGACCAUUUCCAUUAUAUAUGUAUAGAUGCCAUCUUGUUAGAAAUAUUUGCAAAGAAUAUUUUAAAAUAUACAAAAAUUUUCAGUUACUAUUUUUUGCUAUAAUGUAGAUAUGAUAGAAUUAUUUUCUUAGUAACGCAAAAAUACAUUGAACAAAUUUUGCUUAUAUUUGAGUGGGAUAUUUUUUUUUGUUUUGUCAACGUGCUCGUAUAUCUGCGAUGUGUCUAUGUCUGUAUUGCUCAGACAUCAGGAUCUCACACAAUUAAAAAUAAUAUUAUACAGUACUGAUAUAUACCAAUAAAAUUUAAUAUUAAGGCUAUUAGCAAUGUUCAGUUUUAGUCUUUCGAUGAAGAUAAAAUAUUAAUAAGCCAAUGAAAUCGAUUAAUAUCAAAGUAAACUCCCUGUUAAUUGGUGACAUGUGACUACUCUUUGUUAUUUAUGUAGACCGGUUAUUGUUUUUUUUAUACAGUCUGUCAACUUUAAAAAGAGUACUAUUAUCUAUCUAUACUUCAAAUUAUAGUACUCUUUUAUUUAAGUUUUUUUUUUUUACUUGAAGUAAUAUGUACAGGCACAAAUUUUCAGCUAUUUUAUACAUUUGUAAUUAGGUGUUGAUUAAUGUGCUAAAAUAAAUUACUAAUAAUAA